Messenger RNA from Trematosphaeria pertusa, 2478 nucleotides. RefSeq names its product WH1-domain-containing protein. The coding region runs from base 224 to 2218 and encodes 664 amino acids. The record is from RefSeq and is a predicted model, not a curated record. Gene Ontology annotation, molecular function: actin binding. NCBI's taxonomy places the organism in Eukaryota, Fungi, Ascomycota, Dothideomycetes, Pleosporales, Trematosphaeriaceae. The transcript has 3 exons.
GCACCCCCAACAUCCAUUCUUCCACACCGUGGCGACUGUAGCUGGCGUGGCCCGCUCGCGCUUACUAUUGCCGGACGACUGAUUGUCCUGGAUUGCGCAGCGCUGCCUCCAUGUGCUGCCUAACCAGCGAGCGAACACCACCCCGCUGAGCUUCGUCAAAGCCCGACUGCAUCACACCGACUCCUCCCCCGACUCCUGGCCGGGCUCCCCAGGCGCUCACACGAUGCCUUCCAUCCUCUCCGACGAGGACAAGCAGACGGUAAAGCGCACGGUGCCCAAGUCCAACAACAAGAUCCACGCCGUCGCCGUCGCCAAACUCUACAUUGCCUACCCCGACAGGCACCGAUGGACCUACACAGGGCUCCAGGGCGCCGCCGUUCUGGCGAAUGACCUGGUGGGCAAUACAUUCUGGAUCAAGCUCGUCGAUGUCUCGCCGACCAAUCGCGGCGUGAUAUGGGACCAGGAAAUCUAUGAUACCUUCCAGUACAACCAGGACCGCGUAUUCUUCCAUACAUUUGAGUUGGAGGACUGUCUGGCGGCGCUCUCAUUCGCUGACGAGAAGGAGGCGAAGACGUUCAAGAAGAAGAUGGACGAUCGCGAGAAGAAUGCCCACAAGAACACCAGGAACAAGCCCUUCACGGCACGUAUGGGAGAGGGAAUUGCUACGAAUGGCACUAAAAGCCAUGGCCAUGGCCUUUUAGGCGGUCUCUUUGGGCACAGGCACUCUCACCAUCAACAACAGCCGCAGUCUAUCAUCCCGCCGAGCGUAACCUCCCCUUCGCAGCAUAGCCAUUCCAACGCGUCCAGUACACGAAACUCGGCAAUUGAUACCACGGAUCCUUCUUGGCAGCCCCUGCUGAAAGAACUGCUGGCUAUGGGCAUCACCGAAGAUCAGAUCGAAGAGAACGCCGACUUCAUCAAGCUGUACAUCGAGCAGCGCAAGAUCGAGGAGAAGAUACAGGCAGACAACAGUGAGAAGAAGGCGCGAGCCCCGCCUCCACCGCCACCUGCUGCUCCUCUGGGAAGAGCAUCUAUUAGCCCCCAGCAUACUGGCAGCUCAGGCUCGAAAAGGGGACCUCCCCCAGCCCCUCCACCAGCUCGCAGAACGCGAACAGACGCUCCCGCUAUCAAUCGAACCUCAUCCGCGAGUCCAGCGCCACCGCCCUCUCCUCCGCGACAAGCAUCACCGCCACCUCCUCCAGGUCCUCCAGUACACCGAUUCCGUGCUCCACCUCCGAUCGCAGAUGCAGGCAAGUUUGCUCACGAACCGCCAGCGCCGCCGUCCAGGCCCCGAGCCGCAUCCAACACUCUAGGAAAUCCGGGCCCAGUGCCUCCACCACGGCCCCCAAAGACACCAGUAGAGGAUGGCGAGAAGCCGGCAGGAACAAAGUUUGGAGUGCCGCCCCUUUUUACAGGAAACCGGGUACCGUCCGGUCCACCACCUCCUCCGGUUCGCGGGCCAGUCCCUCCUCCACCGCCAUCGCGAGAUACUCCGCCAAUUUCUGCCGCGCCACCACCACCGUUGCCCCCAAAGAGUGCAGCGGCUCCACUACCUCCCCCGCUGCCACCGACGAACAACGCGCCGCCCGCACCUCCACCACUGCCCCCUUCGGCUUCCCGUCCCGUGCCAGCGGCGCCAACAGCUGCAGCUCCUCCACCCCCUCCUCCACCAUCGACAAACGCCCCUCCUCCGCCUCCGCCCCCAUCUUCGAAUGCGCCGCCACCACCGCCCCUUCCGUCGACCAAUGCACCCCCACCCCCUCCGAUGCCUUCUAAGGCUGUUCCUCCGCCUCCGCCGAUGCCAGUGAGCGCCGUACCUCCUCCACCGCCGAUGCCAGCGAGCGCUGUACCUCCUCCACCUCCAAUGCCCCCGGGCUCCGGUCCACCGCCUCCCCCGCCCAUGCCGUCAGGCUCGGGGCCUCCUCCACCCCCGCCGAUGCCCAACGCGAGUGUGCCCAAGGCUCCGGCCGGACGAGACGGCCUACUUGCGGAUAUUCGUGGCGGUGCAAGGCUGAGAAAGGUGUCAGAUUCGGAGAAAAGAGAUCGGAGCGCGGCCCAGGUUCCUGGCCAGGAAUCAGCAUCGAGUCCGACUGCUGCUGGUGGAGCUGCAGCUGCAGCGCCAGAAGCUGGUUUGGCUGGCGCAUUGGCUAGUGCACUUGCAGCAAGGAAGUCUAAAGUUAGUCAUAGCGAUGACGAGGAUGACAACGACGACUGGUGAGUGAAGCUCUGAAGCAACCCCAGGCAGCAGCCUCCGAGGUCCUCGGGGCACUAUGGAGGACGGCGAGCACAAAGCGUUCCACGGCCUGCAGCCACUCAAGCUUACGACUGCAUACAUCUUUCCGAGGCAGGGGGCGCUUGCAAGUGGAAUCGUUGGAGCUCUGACGGCGGUAUGGUAGGGAGCCUAAAGUUAUAGGGAGAUUAUUAGCAGAAGACUGAAUAUUGAUACUGGUUUAGCGAAUAUCAACUAUCAGAAAGUAC